AUGUCGGAUAGCACUAGAAUUACUGCUGUAAUGGGAGACGGCCCACCCAGCGCCAGUACCCAGGUCCCAAAGAACAUUGCAGAUGAGAUCAAUGCUGCCCUUGCCGCAGACGACGUCAGACCUCUCUUGGCCCGCGACAAUCUAUGCAUGCUGACGUUUUGCCCUCAAGACCACGGACGAUGGCUCGUCGUCGAGCUACGUGAGUGCACAAGAUUGAAGAUUUAG
Colletotrichum spaethianum is the source of this 225-nucleotide messenger RNA. RefSeq lists its product as uncharacterized. NCBI's taxonomy places the organism in Eukaryota, Fungi, Ascomycota, Sordariomycetes, Glomerellales, Glomerellaceae. The record is from RefSeq and is a predicted model, not a curated record. The transcript has a single exon. Bases 1 to 225 code for a protein of 74 amino acids.